UCUGAUAUAGCAGAAACAAAAUUAGGCGAAAAUUUAUCCACCCCUCGCAUUUCACCUAAAAAAGAAGGAGGCCCUUUUGUUGAAUGUUCUGCAUAGCAUUGGCCGUGGGAGCCCCCGGUUGAAGCCAUAUCCUUGGCUUUAAACGGGGAGGGCGAAUCUAAUCUCUCUUCUUUUCUUUCUUUCUUUCUUUCUUUCUUUCUUUUUUUUAAAAAAAAAAAAAUUUCUCCUUCUGGUUAACAGUGGAUUUAAUUUGAACAAAUUUUCCUUUCGGGAUUUUUACGAGUUAAGGGCCUUAACGGCGAACAGAAAUUCGCGAAUGAUGCUCUACGAGUAUAGGGCUGGAGGAGACCGAGUGCGAAGCUAGGGGGAAUGUCGUCGAGUCUGCGGCAUUAGAGCUUUAGAUAUCGCCGGAAAGUCUAGUCCGCUUCGGAAGUUUGUAUAGCGGCAGUUAAAGGAGGUUGUCCGCCGAUUCCCACAGCAUUUAUUAUGGAGACCAAGAUGAAGGGCCUCCUCAGGGGCCUUCGCUAUAUCUCCCAAAUAUUCGACAACAAGGAGCAGGAGAUGCAGAUCGGAUACCCAACCGAUGUCAAACACGUGGCGCACAUCGGCUGGGACGGCCCUUCCGCCGCCGCCGCCCCCAGCUGGAUGAAUGAGUUCCAAUCGGCGCCCGCCACGAACGGCGAAGGCGGCACCGACUCGCCGUCCGGGGAGCAGCAGCAGCCGCCGGACGCGCCGCCGGGCCGGCACUCGCGGCGCAACGCCUCGGCCGGCAACGUCUCCGUCGUCGACUCCCCCUCCCGGGACUCAUCGUUGCCAGAGGGUUCGCGCCGCGGCCGUCGGCACCACACCACCGCCGCCGGCGGCGGCGGCGGCGGCAGCGGCUCGUCUGAGUCUGCGGCGUCGUUGGACGAGACUCCGGCCGUUCCGAAGCAGUCACGGCGCCGGAAGCCGAAGGGAUCGUCCUCUUCCUCCGUCGGCGGCGGCGGCUCAACCCGAUCGGGACGGUCGAAGGCGGCCCCCGCCUCGCAUUCAGAUCCGGGGAUCGACAACUGCAGCGGCGACCUGCCGGCGCCAUUAUCGCCCACCAGAGAAGAAGAUGGCUUCUGACGUCGUAAUUUCAGGACGGAUUUUUUUUAAACAAAAAAAAACAAACAAACAAACAGAACAGACUUAAUUCUUUUUGUUUUAAAAUUUUUUAUUUUUUGGGUGUCGUAUCAUACUACGUAUGUACGUUAAAAACUCCAAGAGAGCCACUAUGAUUUGUAAGGAAAGGAGUACUGUUUGCAAAUAGUCCCGCAUUUUUUAUCUUCAUGAUUUUUUGUGUUUUA
Messenger RNA from Ananas comosus (pineapple), 1328 nucleotides. Its product is annotated as CRIB domain-containing protein RIC5-like. Bases 487 to 1107 code for a protein of 206 amino acids. The transcript is spliced from 4 exons. The record is from RefSeq and is a predicted model, not a curated record. NCBI's taxonomy places the organism in Eukaryota, Viridiplantae, Streptophyta, Magnoliopsida, Poales, Bromeliaceae.